AUGACCUACUCACUUCAUGUCACCCAGGUCAACAAAAUUCUACACUUUGAGCAAGUGCAAGUCGGGGGGGGGGGGUGUGCAGAUGUGAAAUCGAACACCUCUAUGGAAAAACAUGCAUUUGUGAAGUGUCUAGAACUGGUAAAGAAAGGAGGGCUUAGAGUGACACCGGUGACUACAGACCGGCAUGUGCAAGUUACGAAGUAUAUGAGGACACAAGAGCCCAUCAUCCCACACUUCUAUGAUGCUUGGCACAUCUCGAAAGCCAUCGAAAAGAAGCUGGCCGCCCAUACAAAGAAAUCUGGAGGCAGUGUACUCGAGCUGUGGAUUCAGCCAGCUACCCAUCAUUUGCAUUGGUGUGCAGCCAUGAGUGAUGACAAUCCAGAGCUGCUUACAUACAUGUGGAAGAACAUGGAGCGGCAUGGCAAUAUACACUCAGGGCAUGCAAGUCUGUACACACGUUGUGCCCAUAGUGACCUUGGGGAGAGGCAAUAUCUAGUUUCUGGUUAUUCGGCAACUGGCUCUUUCAACACACAGCUUCAGCUUGGAGUUCGUCAACAGUACCUCUGCUUGCCCAAACACUACGCUGACGAGACUUCUGGAAACAGCAAUUCCUCGGGAGAGUAA
Messenger RNA from Rhipicephalus microplus (southern cattle tick), 624 nucleotides. RefSeq lists its product as uncharacterized. The record is from RefSeq and is a predicted model, not a curated record. Lineage: Eukaryota; Metazoa; Arthropoda; Arachnida; Ixodida; Ixodidae.